UCAACAGUGUCACGCGAGGCUGUCACGCGGAGCUUCGUUUAUGUUUUAUCGGCAGCACUCUGAUAUGGAAAUUACGUCUUCGCUUUUCAUUUGACAAGCUCAAAUAACAGCAAGAUUUCUUCACAAACAACAGAAAUCGAAAAAACACCGAUGAAAUCGUCUCGAGUCGAUAGUCCUUACACCGCAAAAGAUCCAUCACACGGAUUUUUCCUUUGGAGUGGUCUAACUUGGAUGCAGAAGGAAGAGAGAUUUUGCGACGUCACUCUUAAAAUUGGUAAAGAUCGAAAGUUACGAGCCCAUCGUGCUGUCUUAGCGCUAUCAAGCAAGUACUUCGAAGCGCUUUUCGGAGCGAAUUGGGUCGAAGGAAAAUCAAACGAAGUCGAGCUUCUUGAUUUCGACGAAGACGCCAUAACGAGUUUGGUUCGAUUUGUGUACUCAGGAACUGUCGACAUUACCACCGACAAUGUUCAAUACAUUCUGGAAGUCGCGAAUUAUCUUGGAAUCGAGUUCGUGCAAAAAGAAUGCAUACGCUUCUUGGAAGAAAAUCUCAAUAAGAACAACUGUCUGAACGCUCUUCAAAUCGCAGACACGUUUGCCUUCGAGUAUUUGAGGGAAGAGGCGAAAUUGGUCGCCGUACGCUAUUUCACAGAAAUUUGCAUGACGCAAGAUUUUAUUCAUCUUCCACAUCAUUUAUUGACGGAGUUACUGAGAGAAGAGAGCAUCUGUGUAGUUGUUGAUAAUUUGAUUCCUCGCGCCGAUAAGAGAGAGAGCGUUGUUUUACAAGCUGUGUUUCGAUACGUGCAGUAUGAUCUUGGUAAACGAGCAGAUUUAUUACCGAAACUUUUGGCCCUCGUGAGGCUUCCAACUCUAUCAAAGGAGCAUCUCCAAGAGGUCUCAAAGCACAGCUUAAUUAUUGGCUGCCGUUGCGAAGCGAUUGUUGAAAAAGCAAUGACGGUGAAAUCGAAUGAAACUGGAGACGGUUCGACCGAUUCAAACUGGGCCAAAAGAAGGGAUUUCGCCAAGUGCGUAGUCACAUGGGGUCGAACCUUUGUAGGAACCCAACAAAUUCCAUCGAAAAAAAAAUUCAUAACCGGUCGAUAUUUUCUUGAGGACUCGAUUGAUGGUGUCAAUGAUGAAGGCGUCUACAUUACAGGAAUAACCGUUUGGAGGAACUUUCCAACAGAAGAGCCGCGAUCUAUUUGUGGAUUAGAGGUCUUUUACAGCAAUAACUCGAGGUGGUUGUACGGCGUCAAGUCAGGACAAAAACAAAACGAAAUCUUUCUCAAAGAAAAUGAAAAGAUUGUAAAGGUGGAAGUUCAGAGCGGAACGCUGAUUAACAGCCUGGCGUUUUAUACAAAUAAGGAUUCUUAUGGUGGUUUGAAGUCUUAUCGUGGAUUUUGCCCCGAUUAUCAAGGUGGCUGUCAGGGUAGUCACGCGACCGUUCGAAGCCAGAGUCCGCCUGGAAUCUGUGGAUUCUUAGCUGGCGUUGCCGGCGAAACAUGCGAGUUCCAAGGACAGCCGUGUAUUACGAGGCUUCAAUUUGCAUGGAAGACAUUUGUUUGCAAUGACGUAGCGAUCACACCGCGGUUUGAGUAUUUUGAGCCGGGUAAGUGCGAAAUUGUGAACAGACCACUGCGACCGAGCCAAAAGCAAUGAUGGUGAUGUUGAAGUGAAAGUCGUCGCAAAGAUGAUGACAAUGACCAAGAUGGCGAGUGAAUGAUGUUGAUAAUGAUGACGAUGACAUUGAUAAUGUUGACGAAUACCGAUGACUGUAUCUUAUUACUGCGCACCUACCACUCCCAUAACCUAACAAUAGUCAACUGGUAGCGACUUAGGGUUAAUCUUGGCUCAGGGGAGGGGUAGGUGCGUAGUUGCUUGGAUACUACCGGUAACUUUGAUACUGGAGACGAGAGAGAUGAAUGGAUGAUGAUAAUGAUGGUGAAGAUGACUGAGUGGUUGUUAUGGUAACGACAUUAAAAACGAAUCAUUAUGACGUUGAUAACCAAGAGGAUAAUUAUAAGCGGGUUGACUAUGGCGACGAUCUUCAGAAAAGAAAAAGGCGGUAUUUAUGACAACGACAAAGGCUAUCAUUAUCGUAGGCUGUGUACAACCGCCUUCUAUCUUCGAAAAAAAAAAAAACUAGAGAGGGCUCCUUGGCCUGGCAAUUUUUUUUUUUUUUUUUUUAAAGGUUACGUAGGUUUGGUUGUACGCAGGCUAUCACGAUCAAUGUGGAUCGGAUCUUGAUGCGGAUGUAUGACGUUUUAAAGCUUAACUGAAUUUAUUGGCUACUUGAAAAAGGUAGAAUCUUCAUUCAGGGGCCACAGUACCUCUUUAAAACUUCCCCAUAAUUCCCCUGCUCCCUUUUUCUCCCCCGGCAGGUCAGGAGAAUACAAACCCUGCAAACUAAUCUCGUACCCAGAUCUUGCCGUGUAACUGUAACUAAAUACAACCGCUUGGCCGUGGAAGGUCUAGGUAUGAGAUACCUGCACCGCAGGGUAAUUUUCACGAGGGGAAAAGCAUGACUUGGAGAAGCAUUUCAAGUUUUUUAUGGCAAGUUGCCAACGACCAGUUUUUGUCCCUAUGACUAGACAUUAGGUAAUUUGUUUACAUCACCCGAAGGGAAAAGAUGCACGAAACUAGUUUCAGAGACAGAUCGUAGAGAUGGGUUCCCUCGAUUCAAUACUUCCGCCUUAAGAAAAUGUACAUAUACAUUUAUCGCCUGUUUUAAAAUAUAAUUAUUUGCCAAGUUAGUCUGAAAGGUUCAGUAAUAGUUAUCGCCCCCACUGAUACUUGCAUUGCUCUGGAAAGUGCGAUUCUGAAUGAUGAAGUUUGCGAUACUAAAAUGCUAAUUUUCUGCUGAUCCUAACCUUACGGGGGAGCAAACCUUUACAGGCAGUUUUUAGGUGUAGAAAUCAAGCCAUUGUUAUCUGAUAAACAUUACUUUAGCAAAGCACUCUCCAAUAAAUGAAAUUAAAGAACUAAAACACUCGAA
Pocillopora damicornis (cauliflower coral) is the source of this 2992-nucleotide messenger RNA. RefSeq lists its product as uncharacterized. Gene Ontology annotation, molecular function: protein binding. The record is from RefSeq and is a predicted model, not a curated record. NCBI's taxonomy places the organism in Eukaryota, Metazoa, Cnidaria, Anthozoa, Scleractinia, Pocilloporidae.